CGCUACCAAUCUCAUAACGUCUGUCGCCGGUGUUACGCUCUCUCUACGUGUGAUUAGUGUACCGCGUAUAUACCUUCUCAUCCUAUUUUCCCAUUUUUUUUCAUUUCCUUCCUUAUUUUUCUUGCAAAACAAAAAAAAAUAAUACACAUUCCCUUUUUUUGUUUUUUUUUUGUACCCGAAAAAAAUAGUGCAUGGUGAUUAAAAUAGUGAUUCUACCUCAAAUGCUCUUUUUUAGUCAAGAAAUAAUAAUUUUCUUUUGACUGGGAUUUUGUGUAUGUGCUUUUGUGUAUAUGUGGAAAAAUAAAGAGAAAGAGAGGACGGAGAAAUUUUAUAUUAUAUGAAUUAUAUAUUAUAUAAAUAUAAAUACUAUAAAUAUAUAUUGAAAAGUUUAUAAAAAAAGAACGGAAGUGAAAAAGAAGAUUGUUAAAAAGUGAACCCAAAAUUAAAAAAAGAAAAGAGUUUAAAAGAGUGAGAGAAAAUUUUUUUCCAUUUUUGGAGAAAAAAAUAUAUAUAAUAUAGAGAAAUAUAAUUUUUUUUUUAAAUUGAGGGGGAAAAAUGUCAGUGGAAAAAUACGAAACCGGAAUGUUACAGAAGGAAAUGGAACGACUGGAUAUUGAAGAAAAGAACGGCGACAGCACAAGCAGUGGUGCCGCCAAUAAAAUCUUAAUGAGUAAUGUGCCACCUCACCUCACACUCGACGAUGUCCAGCAGCUGCUUUCAAAUUAUGGACAAAUUCAGAACAUUGAAAAGGUUGCAUCGCGCGAUCCAGUCUCGCAAAGUAUCCACGCCGUUUUCGAAACCGUCGAACAAGCACAUCAAGCUGCAAAUCAAUUGAACGGCUAUGAUUUGGAAGGAAAUCCAUUGAAAGUUGAAAUGAUGGGUGGAGAAGGACGACGAAGGGGUCGCAGUCAAAGAAGUGGCGUCGCUUUCUCAGGAAUUCCCGGAUCCGGUCGUCAAACGGACUUCCCAUUAAGAAUUCUGGUCCAGUCAGAUAUGGUUGGUGCCAUUAUCGGUCGUCAGGGCUCGACGAUAAGGCAAAUAACACAGAUGACCCGCGCCAGGGUCGACGUACACAGAAAGGACAAUGUCGGCUCAUUGGAGAAGGCCAUCACUAUUUAUGGAAAUCCAGAAAAUUGCACGAACGCCUGCAAAAAGAUUCUCGAAGUUAUGCAGCAAGAGGCCACCAACACCAACAAAGGUGAAAUCACUCUGAAAAUUUUGGCACACAAUAAUUUGAUUGGUCGCAUCAUUGGAAAAGGAGGAAAUACAAUAAAGAGGAUUAUGCAGGAUACGGACACGAAAAUCACAGUGAGCAGUAUCAACGAUAUUAAUAGCUUCAAUCUCGAGCGUAUUAUCACUGUCAAGGGAUCCAUUGAUAAUAUGAGCAAGGCAGAGGCGAUGAUUUCACAAAAAUUGCGUCAAAGUUAUGAGAACGAUCUUCAGGCAAUGGCUCCACAAAGUAUGAUGUUCCCGGGUCUUCAUCCAAUGGCAAUGAUGUCAACGGCUGGAAUGGGUUACAGUUCACGAGGACCGGGACUUUAUGGUUCCGGACCUGCACCAUAUCCUUAUCAAAGCAGUCUACCAACUCAACAGGGAGCACCGGCCGGUGGUGACACUCAGGAAACGACAUUCUUAUACAUUCCGAACAACAGUGUUGGUGCUAUCAUUGGAACUAAGGGUUCCCACAUUAGAAACAUUAUCAGGUUUUCCGGUGCAAGCGUUAAAAUUGCACCACUCGAACAGGAUAAGCCGGCCGAACAACAAACGGAAAGAAAAGUCACUAUCGUCGGAUCGCCGGAAUCUCAAUGGAAGGCGCAGUACUUGAUUUUCGAGAAGAUGCGCGAAGAAGGAUUUGUUGCAGGAACAGAGGACGUGCGAUUGACAAUUGAAAUUCUCGUGCCAAGUGCUCAAGUUGGAAGAAUCAUUGGCAAAGGCGGUCAAAAUGUACGUGAACUUCAACGUGUAACCGGAAGUGUUAUCAAAUUAUCCGAACAACAAGCGACACCGCCAGCAGCCGAUGAGGAAACAACUGUUCACAUUAUUGGUCCCUUCUUCUCCGUUCAGUCGGCGCAGAGAAGAAUUCGUGCGAUGGUCCUGCAACCAGCGGGUCCAGGCACUGGAACGGGCACCGUUGGCACUCGCGCUGGACGUGGUAGCAGCCAGGAAGGUGGAGUCCGUUCGCGAAGGGACGACAGUGCUACAUCUCAGCCAGGAAGCACGACACCUCAGCAAGUUCCAUCUCAACAAUCGAGCUCGCCCACACAGCAACAACAAAAUCAGUAACGUUGACGACGCUCAUCAAAAGAAAAAAAAAAAAAAAAACGCCAACUAACGCCUCACGAAAUUCCAUUUUACUCGGUCGAGGUGGUCUCGUUGCUCUUAGAAAAAACUCUUUCUCAUCGCUAAGCACAUCUUCUCCAAAAAAAAAAAAAAAACAAGAACCACGAAUGGUCAACUCAACAACAAAGAACCAUUCUAUUCAAUUUUUUCCUCUAGCGAUACUAAAAUCGCUAUCUUUGGAUUAUUUUCGACAACAUUUCUCAACAUCCCAAGAGAGAGAAAGAGAAGAUUAAUUCAAUAUUCGAGACAUUGCUUUUUUUCGAAUUUUUUUUUUCUUCGAAUUUUGAAAAAAAUGGAUAUUCCAGGAGAAAAAGCGUUUUGAAAACGAAUCCACCUCGCUGAUAAAAAGUGGAGCAACGACGAAACACACACAACCAUAUUACCUCAUUCAUUACGGUUAAAGAUUUAUGAUAAUGGAAAGUGAAAUGAGAAAUAACUGACAAAAAAAAGGAACACUUAAUAUUAAAGUUUAAAAUAAUAUACAGAGAAGUUUAAAAGCUACACUUUACGUUAUAAAAAAAAACUGGUUAAAUACUACAUUACUAUUACUACUACUACUAUUAUUAUUGUCACUGCCUAAUGGUAGUAUUGUUUUUUUCUCGAAAUAGAUUCAGUUUCUUUUACCGUU
Molecule: messenger RNA, 2968 nt
Organism: Leptopilina heterotoma
Lineage: Eukaryota; Metazoa; Arthropoda; Insecta; Hymenoptera; Figitidae
Gene: Imp
Product: insulin-like growth factor 2 mRNA-binding protein 1
Exons: 7
Coding region: 556-2283 (575 amino acids)
Biological process (GO): nervous system development; regulation of gene expression
Cellular component (GO): nucleus; cytoplasm; cytosol
Molecular function (GO): mRNA 3'-UTR binding
Source: RefSeq, a predicted model, not a curated record